Bufo bufo (common toad) is the source of this 1896-nucleotide messenger RNA. RefSeq names its product FUS RNA binding protein (gene FUS). The coding region runs from base 86 to 1714 and encodes 542 amino acids. NCBI's taxonomy places the organism in Eukaryota, Metazoa, Chordata, Amphibia, Anura, Bufonidae. The record is from RefSeq and is a predicted model, not a curated record. The transcript is spliced from 15 exons. Gene Ontology annotation, molecular function: transcription coregulator activity; RNA binding. Gene Ontology annotation, cellular component: nucleus. Gene Ontology annotation, biological process: regulation of DNA-templated transcription.
UGCCGAGACCCCGCCCUAGUCACUGCAGCGCGGAGAGGCUAAGGAGAAGGUUCUUUUGUGUCUGAAGCAGAACAAGAAACUCAUAAUGGCGACCAACGAGUACACCCAGCAAGCGACCCAAGGGUACGGGGCGUACCCCUCGCAGCCGGCGCAGAGCUAUUCUCAGCAGGGCAGCCAGUCCUACAGCCAGCAGGGUUACGGCAGCUAUGGCCAGUCCGCCGGGUCCUCCUCCUAUGGUCAGAGUGGAGGCUACGGCUCUUCCUAUGGGCAGGAGCAGAGCUCUGGAUACAGCUCCCAGUCCGCACCACAGGGAUACGGUGCUGGGAACUAUGGCAGCUCCCAGACCUCGCAGACGCCGUACAGUGGGGGCCAGCAGCAGCCGUCCUCUCAGUCGUCCUAUUCCAGCUACUCCCAGCAGCCUCCUGCCAGCAGCAAUUCAGGAAGCUAUAGCGGCAAUUCGCAGUCCUCCUCCUCCUACCAGCAGCAGCAGCAGGGGAGCAGCUAUGGUCAGCAGAGCAGCAGCAGCGGGUAUGGCAGCCAGCAGGGCGGCUACGGAGGGCAGCAGCAGUCCAGCUAUGGUGGGCAGCAGGGCGGCGGCAGCAGUUACGGCAGUCAGCAGCCAAGCUCCUAUGGACAGCAGUCAAGCUACAGUGCUCCGCAGAGCUACGGCCAGCAGCAGUCCCAGUACAGCAGUGGCUCUGGUGGAUACAACCAGGACUCUCCUUCCAUUGGUGGAGGCGGAGGCUUCAGUGGCUCUGAACAGGGAGGCUAUGGCGGACAUGAAGGUAGAGGCCGUGGACGUGGAGGUUUCGGUGGACGCGGAGGCUUUGACCGAGGCGGUAGAGGAAGCCGCGGAGGAAGAGGCGGCAUGGGCGGUGGUGAACGGGGAGGAUUCAGUAAAUUUGGUGGACCACGUGAAGACGGACCCCCCAGACACGAAACGCCCGAGCAAGAUAACUCCGACAACAACACCAUCUUUGUGCAGGGCCUUGGUGAGAGCGUGACCGUGGAGUCGGUUGCUGAAUAUUUUAAGCAGAUUGGAAUAAUUAAGACAAACAAGAAGACCGGACAGCCCAUGAUCAACCUGUACACUGACCGCGAGACUGGCAAGCUGAAGGGAGAAGCCACAGUGUCCUUCGAUGAUCCGCCCUCCGCUAAGGCUGCCAUCGAUUGGUUUGAUGGAAAAGAGUUCUCUGGAAACCCAAUUAAAGUCUCCUUUGCCACACGGAGGGCUGACUUCACCAACCGUGGAGGUGCUACAAACGGCCGAGGAAGAGGACGUGGUGGAAGCCCUGUGGGACGUGGAGGAUUUGGUGGUCCUAGCAGCAACAGCCGUGGAGGUGGUGGUGGUGGUGGUGGAUAUCCCAGUGGUGGUGGAGGACAGCAGAGGGCUGGUGACUGGAAGUGUCCAAACCCAACUUGUGAGAACAUGAAUUUCUCAUGGAGAAAUGAGUGCAAUCAGUGCAAGGCUCCAAAGCCCGAUGGACCCGGAGGGCCGGGUGGUGCCCACAUGGGUGGCGGAGGAGGAGGUUUUGGUGAGGAAAGGAGGGGAGGCGGAGGUCGUGGUGGUUUUGAUCGUGGUGGCUUCAGAGGCAGAGGUGGUGAUAGAGGAGGAUUCCGGGGUGGCAGAGGUGGAGACCGUGGAGGUUAUGGACCAGGCAAAAUGGAUUCCAGGGGUGACCACAGACAGGACAGACGUGAGCGGCCAUACUAGCUGUGACACACUCCUUUUUUUUACGGUUAUACAGUUUUAUUUUGUACUUAUAAUGUAUCCUAUGGAUUCUCGCUGAACUGUUCUGAAUUUCUGUACACUUUGUAUUACCUCCACAGUGCUCUGUGCAUUUUAUCCAUCUUUGUAAAGUCCCUGCCCAUUAAACAGAUGAACUUGUGUGUAAA